Pocillopora verrucosa is the source of this 1584-nucleotide messenger RNA. The record is from RefSeq and is a predicted model, not a curated record. Lineage: Eukaryota; Metazoa; Cnidaria; Anthozoa; Scleractinia; Pocilloporidae.
AUGGAGGAGGAAUUGAGAUCCAAACUCACUCAGCUUAAGCAUCUUAGAGAAGUCCAAAACGCCUUCAAGGAUGUCAGGGAGGAAUGUUCCUUUCUUCGCUUUGUCACUAUUGUGCGGACGCUAAGUAUUCUUCGCAAUAAGCAGUACAUUCAAAUGAUGAAAUGUCAUGUCAACAAGCUCUCAUGCUUGAUCUCAAAGAAGUUUGACCUCAACGAGCACAUAAACAACAUGUCUUCAUACCGCCUUUCGUUCUUUGAAAAACUUAUCCUUUGUGGAGGAUUGAAGUUUUCUCUACCUCAAAAAGUUUCACCCAUUGAAAUUCAAGCCAGCUUUGAGAAGGCGUAUUGGAGAAUAGAGCCAUUAUUGCAUGAUGCAGAUGAAAAGGAACUGGCUAAUCCACCUAAGGCUCUUGUCAAAGCUCUCAAUCGCUUAAAGAAACGUGACGACAUCGUUAUCACUAAGCCCGAUAAAGGUUCUGGGGUUGUAGUGAUGGACAAACCUGAAUACAUCCGCCUUCUAAGCACUGCUUCAGUUGACAACACUUCUAAAUUUACACAUGUUGAUGACAAGCGACCAAAAAUGCGUGGACGACCACCCAAACAUUUUCAACCGCUCCUUCAAAAAGAGAAAGAGUUGCACGAAACUUUACAUCAAAUUCUGCCGGAUGAAAUUGCCAAUUCACUUUCUCCUAAGAGUUCCAGGCUCGCUCAUCUUUAUGGCUUACCCAAGACUCACAAAGCCACGCUAAGUAUGAGGCCUAUUUUAUCAGCAACCGGAACUUACAACUACAAUCUUGCUAAAUGGCUUGAACAAAAGCUGAAGCCACUUUCUCUAAAUGAGUAUACAAUCACUGAUGCUUUUACCUUUGCUGAUGAGAUUCGUACCCACACUAUGAAUGAAGAUGACAUAUUGGUUUCUUAUGACGUCACAGCUCUUUUUACCAAUGUGCCUUUAGAUGAGACUAUCAAAAUCUUAGUCAACAAAGCCUUCACUGGUGAUUGGUUCAACAAAACCUAUGGCCUUAAUCUGCAACAGGACCAGCUUGCUAGACUACUCGAAAUUGCCACAACCAAUCAGCUUUUCCAGUUUAAUGGUCAACUCUACCAACAGACAGAUGGUGUGGCCAUGGGCUCGCCCCUUGGUCCUCUAAUGGCCAAUGCCUUCAUGUGUCUUCUUGAAGAAAAGCUUACACGCGAGGGCUUGAUGCCCCAGUUGUACAAGAGGUACGUCGAUGAUACUCUGGCUAGAAUGCCUAGCGUUGAUGUUGCUGCCGAGUUUCUUAGUACCCUGAAUGGCCUACACCCCAGUCUAACAUUUACGAUGGAGCUUCCUGUGGAUAACAAGAUCCCUUUUGUUGGCACUGAAAUCGUCAAGAACGGAACUAAACUUGAAACUCAAGUUUACAGAAAACCAACAAACACCGGAUUGCUCCUACAUUUCCAAAGUCACACGGAUAAAUGCUAUAAAGACUCUUUAUUACAGACAAUGAUAAUCGUGCCUAUUCCUUGUCGUCUACAACAGAGGCUUUCAAUGCAGAAUGUGCCAAGUUGCACUCUAUAUUUAGUCGCCUUGACUAUCCAAUGA